GCCCAACUCCCUGAGCCGCCGCCGUCGCAAGACUUGCGCCGAAGAGGUUCUGCAGCCAUCACCAUUUCCAACUCAGUAGUAACACACGUCGCGGCCCCAUCUUCCAUCCUCCUCCAGUCCGCCGCCCCCCUGCCGCCGUAUAUACCAUGAACGGUAUCGACAUCCUUUGCGAUGCCGCUGGCUCCGACAUGCUCAACUCCCUCUACUCCCCGCCCGAAGUACCGAAAGAGCCGGCCCAACAUCCACCUCAGCAGCUCGGGAAGCGCAAACUAAGCACAUCUGACACAUCGCCCUCCUCGAUACACGUCUGCCAUAUAUGCAAAAGAGUCUACGAGCGAGCCGAUCAUCUGACGCGCCAUCUACGAUCCCAUGAGAACGCCCGCCCCUACCAGUGCUCCCGAUGCCCCAAGCGAUUCAACCGCGCCGACCUCCUCACCCGUCAUGAGACAACCCACGACCGAGACAACGCGGACAAGGGCAGAACAUUCAUACGCAGAAGCGAUCGAGCCGCCGAGGCCUGUCUGAACUGCGCCGCUUCCAAGUCAAAAUGCGAGGACGCCAAGCCGUGCUCUCGCUGUCGCUCCAAGAACCUGCCAUGCGAAGUUGCUUCCAAGCGCACACAUCCGCAUCGGUCAUCAACAGACGGUAUUUCAACGCCGUCUGAAACUUCCACGAUGCAUCAGAGUCUUGACACGAACGGUGGCAUGGAUCCCGGCUCGGCGUAUGGCGGCUCCAAAAUGUCGCUCGUGCCUCCGAAUACCGACAUGGCCCACGAAAUAGACACAGCAUCUUUCAUGGACGAUGGGUUUGCGGGCCCCGUCAUCGACAUGGUGAUGGACGACAUGGUCAAUUUCAACCCGGUACACAACUACUUUCAGGACAUGGACUUUUCCUCGUGGGAUCUGAACUUUGACGCUAUAACCAUUCCGCAGCCCGAGAUCAACCAAUCUCCUGAGUCUACUACAACCAGCCGGUCAAAGUCGAACGCGCGCAACGCUUCAAAGGCGCACGCCGCCUUUAAACGGUCGCCCUGGCUGUGGGAGCCAGGCCCGAAGGACUACGCGCUUCAUUACGCAACCCCUCAAGACAAAGAACGGCUUGUCCUGGACGAUGGUACCUUUGCGAACUCUCCCGCUUUCUAUAAACUUAUCAGCACCCCGGGGACCAAGCUCAAAAUGACGUCCUCGUCGAGAGACAGUCUCUUGGCCAUGGUGGUGGCUAGCACAGUGCAGAAGGGCAAUCGUACUCGCACCCCAUCCUUCCCGACACUGGAUCUCCUGAAUCAUCUCGUCCAGGCUCAUUUCAUUCAUGAUGAGCAUCAGAGCGAUAGCUGGAUUCACCUAGCGACCUUUGACGCCGCAGAGGCGAUACCUGAGCUGCUCGCCGGUAUACUAUCGAGUGGUGCGACUUAUAUAUCCAUCCCAGCGGUUUGGCAAUUUGGAUUCUCGCUCCAUGAAGUCCUGCGGCUCGGACUAGCAGAUUUGUUCGAGAGUUCGAAUUCCUCCACCCGAGAUCUCGGCGCACUCCAGGGCUACAUGCUCAGCCUGGACAUAGGCAUCUGGAGCGGAUUCAAGAGAAAGAUGGAGAUAGCGGAAAGCUUCUUGCAACCUAUCAUGACCAUGCUCAGACGCGCUGGUAACUUCUCGGCCCCGCCAGACUCGUCAGCAAUCAUUCCGACGCUCGCCGACCCUCCCGACGUGCUGGAUUCAAAGUGGCGCAAAUUUGCCAAACGCGAGUCCUAUAAGCGGCUUGUGUUGCACAUGUUCUUUCACGACAUACAGUCAUCCAUCGGGUUUUGCAAGAAUCCGCUGAUGUCAUAUACCGAGCUCAACUUCGGUCUUCCAGCCUCCCGAGAUUUGUGGCGAGCCCGGUCUGCGGAGCAAUGGAGAAACCUGUACUUGGCCAAAACCAAUGCUGCACCAGAUAGCCCUAUCCCUCGGGUGUCGGAAAUAAUGCAUUGCACCGAAAUCCUAGAUGAUUUCGGGCAGUUGGUCGACACGGAACUUUGCUACAUGGCUUUACUACAUGGAUACUGGGGCCAGAUAUCGGCAUACCGCGAGGGCAUCAAGUUCUACGCGGACGGGAUCUCGAGCAAGAGAAACACGACGCACUGCCUCUGGCUCAAGACACAGUAUCAAGAGCUGUAUCGCGACCUCAACGAAUUUUCGACCAUGAUCCUCACUUCUAAACGGCCAACAGCUCAGCUUGCAGUCAUGUCGGAGGUGCUCAUGAUGCUCCUUCAUGUUUCUCCCGAUGUCCUCCAAACGUUUGCGGGUAAGGCAGGAGAGGACGAGGCUCGUAGGACUUUUGGCCGUCUGGAAGAGAGCUGGGUGACGACAUCCGAAGCCCGCUACGCCAUCUGGCAUGCUGGCCAGAUCUUCCAUCACGCGCGACAACUUCCGCCCGUCUCCCUUCGCGAGUUCAAUGCCAUCGCAGUUUAUUUUGCGUGUCUCACCCUUUGGGCAUAUGGCCUGCUGUCGUGCUCUUUAUCCAGGCAAAGCUCAGACCAGGAGAUGGGCAACGGCACGGGCCGCAAGCCCAAUCCGGAAUAUAUUCUCAUGGACUCGGAAGAAAACCGCGAGACGAGGGCUUUCCUGCAGCUGAAUCGCGGCGUGCCUGGGCUAACGCUCAACGGGGACCCCGCCGACGGCGUAGAGUCGCUAUCUAAUCCGAACGUGGUGUUGUCCGUUGCGAGGGACAUCCUGCGGAAUAAUUUCCCUGUUGUCUCGGAGCCGCUGCCGCCUCUUGUCGAGAGCUUGAAGAGACUUCUGCAAGACCUGGGCUCCGGAGCAGCAGGGAGGCCGUCGAGGGCGGUGAGCGAAGACAACUCCCACAUCUGAUUGCAUUGCUGGCAUCUGGAUUCUCGAUUCUGAAAUUCAAUUUACGCAAAGCGACGGCGUCUUUUAUGACAACAGGGCGUGUAUAAUCAUUACCUUCAAUGUUCUUUAUGAAUACCAUGUAUACCAAGGAGAUGGCGCAGGAGGCCAUGGGAAUAACGCAGUUUGUUUUCUAUUACAUGAAGCCAACCAAACAACACUCGUCCCUCGGU
Colletotrichum destructivum is the source of this 3049-nucleotide messenger RNA. RefSeq lists its product as uncharacterized. NCBI's taxonomy places the organism in Eukaryota, Fungi, Ascomycota, Sordariomycetes, Glomerellales, Glomerellaceae. The transcript has 3 exons. Gene Ontology annotation, biological process: regulation of DNA-templated transcription; DNA-templated transcription. The record is from RefSeq and is a predicted model, not a curated record. Bases 147 to 2840 code for a protein of 897 amino acids. Gene Ontology annotation, molecular function: zinc ion binding; DNA binding; DNA-binding transcription factor activity, RNA polymerase II-specific.